AUGUCUUACACUUUGACCGUUGCUGCUAAGGCCCCAGUGGUCGCAUACCCAGCAUUGAUCGCUGCUCAAUUCGUCAAUGCCCAAUCUCAAGACGCCGUCAAGAUCGAGUUUGUUGACGAAAAAGCCGUUGACAAGGCCUCUGCCAAAUUAACCAAAGGUGAUGAAACCGUUGUUGAUGGUGAAAUCUUAACCAAAUUAGCUUCUGCCUUCCCAAAAGCUCUUACCGGUGCUGAAACUGCUCAAGAAUGGAUCAAAUUCGGUGCUGAAGAAUUGACCAUCAAAGAUUUCAAAAAAUUAGCUACUUCAUUAGAAAAACUAGAUAGUCAUUUGAACUAUCGUUCAUUUAUUGUUGGUUAUAAACCAUCAUUAGCUGAUGUUGCCGUUUGGGGUUCAUUAAGAUCAAACGGUAUGGUUGGUUCAAUCAUCAAGAAUCAAGUUUAUAUCAAUGUUUCCCGUUGGUACACUUUGUUAGAAUCUGAUAAAAAAUUUAGUGGUGUUGCUGAAUUAUUACAAAAAUCUGUUGCUGAUUUGAAAAAACAAGCUAAAGUUAAACCAGAUGGUAAAAAAGAAGGUCAUAAAGCCAACUUUGACAUUGAUUUACAAGAUGCUGUUGAUGGUCAAGUUGUUACUCGUUUCCCACCUGAACCAUCUGGAUAUUUACAUAUUGGACAUGCUAAAGCUGCUAUCUUGAAUCAAUAUUUCGCACAACAAUAUCAUGGUAAAUUAAUCAUUAGAUUCGAUGAUACUAAUCCUUCAAAGGAAAAAACCGAAUUCCAAGAUUCAAUUUUAGAAGAUUUAGAAUUAUUAGGUAUUAAAGGUGAUAAAAUAACUUACUCAUCAGACUAUUUCGACCACAUGUAUGAUUUAGCUGUUAAAUUAAUCAAAGAAGGUAAAGCUUAUGCUGAUGAUACUCCAUUAGAAAAAAUGAGACAAGAAAGAAUGGAUGGUAUUCCAUCAGAAAGACGUGAACGUACUGUUGAAGAAAACUUGAAAAUCUUCACUGAAGAAAUGAAGAAUGGUACUGAAGAAGGUUUGAAAAACUGUAUCCGUGCUAAAAUCUCAUUUGAUAAUCCAAACAAAGCUUUAAGAGAUCCAGUUAUUUACAGAACUAACUUGACUCCACAUCAUAGAACUGGUUCAGAAUGGAAAAUGUAUCCAACUUAUGAUUUCUGUGUUCCAAUUGUUGAUUCAUUAGAAGGUGUUACUCAUUCAUUACGUACUAUUGAAUAUAGAGAUCGUAACCCACAAUAUGAAUGGUUCUUAAAAGCUUUAAACAUUAGAAAAGUUCAUAUUUGGGAUUUCGCAAGAGUUAACUUUGUUAGAACCUUAUUAUCAAAACGUAAAUUACAAUGGAUGGUUGAUAAGGGUUUAGUCUCAAACUGGGAUGAUCCAAGAUUCCCAACUGUUAGAGGUGUUAGACGUAGAGGUAUGACUGUUGAAGGUUUAAGAAACUUCGUCAUUUCUCAAGGUCCUUCUAAAAAUAUCAUUAACUUGGAUUGGUCAAUUAUUUGGGCUGCUAACAAAAAAGUUAUUGAUCCAAUUGCUCCACGUCAUACUGCUGUUGUUGAACCUGUUAAAGUUCAUAUUGUUGAUGGUCCAUCUAAACCAACUAUUGAAAAGAAACCAAAACAUAAGAAAAAUCCAGAAGUUGGUGAAAAAGAUGUCAUCUAUGCUUCAGAUAUCUUAAUUGAUCAAGAAGAUGCUGAUUCAUUAGAAGAUGGUGAAGAAUUAACUUUAAUGGAUUGGGGUAAUGUUAUUGUUACCAAAUUAGUUAAAGAAGGUGACCAUGUUAAAUCUAUUGAAGUUAAGUUGAAUUUAGAUGGUGAUUUCCGUAAAACUAAACAUAAAGUUACUUGGUUAGCUGAUACUGAAGAUAAAGUUGAAGUUGAUUUAGUUGAUUUUGACCAUUUAAUUACAAAAGAUAAAUUAGAUGAAGGUGAUGAUUUUGAAAACUUCUUAACUCCAAAAACUGAAUUCCAUACUGCUGGUGUUGCUGAUGUUAAUGUUAAAUCAUUUAAAGUCGGUGAUAUUAUUCAAUUUGAAAGAAAAGGUUACUACCGUUUGGAUAAACAAGCUGAAAAUGGUAAACCAGCUGUUUUCUUCACUAUUCCAGAUGGUAAAACCGUUAGUAAAUAUGGUGCUAAGAAAUAA
This is a messenger RNA of Hansenula ciferrii, 2151 nucleotides long. RefSeq names its product glutamate--tRNA ligase GUS1 (gene GUS1). Gene Ontology annotation, molecular function: ATP binding; glutamate-tRNA ligase activity. The transcript has a single exon. Gene Ontology annotation, biological process: translation; glutamyl-tRNA aminoacylation. The coding region runs from base 1 to 2151 and encodes 716 amino acids. NCBI's taxonomy places the organism in Eukaryota, Fungi, Ascomycota, Saccharomycetes, Phaffomycetales, Wickerhamomycetaceae. The record is from RefSeq and is a predicted model, not a curated record. Gene Ontology annotation, cellular component: methionyl glutamyl tRNA synthetase complex; cytoplasm; cytosol.